This is a messenger RNA of Nematocida ausubeli, 963 nucleotides long. RefSeq lists its product as uncharacterized. Gene Ontology annotation, biological process: cytoskeleton-dependent cytokinesis. Gene Ontology annotation, molecular function: GTP binding; molecular adaptor activity; GTPase activity. The transcript has a single exon. The coding region runs from base 1 to 963 and encodes 320 amino acids. Gene Ontology annotation, cellular component: septin ring; microtubule cytoskeleton; cell division site. Lineage: Eukaryota; Fungi; Microsporidia. The record is from RefSeq and is a predicted model, not a curated record.
AUGAAGAUUGAAGGGAAAAUAGUGAAUGAAGUUGUGCUGAAAGAAGAAAUAGGGAUUGGAAAUAUUUCCUCGCAGAUGCUAAAGAAGAUUCUGCAGCGAGGAGUUGAGUUUAACCUGUUUGUGGCAGCUGAAAGAGGAAUAGGAGCAAAAACCCUUAUUUCUUCGAUUUACAAUAUAUCCACAUGGCCAUCCAAGGUGUGUGCACACACUCCAGAUCUUGCAGAGUACUUAGUUCCCUUGCAGCUUAACAAGAUUACCUUAAAACUGACAAUUUUCAUAUACCGCGGAAAGGACCCGGAAUUUGUAAAAACAUUCCUUGGGGAGAGAAACUCAAUGUACAACAAAAAUAAUAUAGGACUGAGAAGGGAGCGAAAGGAAGAUCCAAGGAUACAUGCAUCACUCUUUCUUAUUUCUCCAUUUUCAUUUAAACAGGAAGAUAUAGAGGUUUUGCAUGUUUUGUCUGAGCUCACAAAUACAUUCCCAAUAAUUCCGAAGAGAGACAUAUUUACAUCGAAUGAGCUGGAAGCAUACAAAGAAAGGAUUCUUGCACAAAUAAGGCAGAACCAGAUCAAAGCAUCACAUCUAAUGCCAGAUGGCCUCCAAGUGUUGUCAGUUGUAGCUAGUACAUCCUUUGUGAACGUGGGAGGGGAGCUUGUUCGGGGAAGAGAGUACAGCUGGGGAAUAAUUAAUGCAGAUUGUUCUUCGGUCUCAGAUUUAAAUCUUCUUACACAGAUUUUGCUGACUGUUAAUCUGAUAGAUCUGAAGAACAGCACUGUUUUCUUCUACCAGCAGUGGAAGCAGGCACAGCCAGAGCCAGAUUCAUUCGAUAUAGAGGAGUCUGACAGGGACCUCAUAAAGGAAAUUGAGUGCAUAAUUUCAGGAAACCUCAAAGAAAAGAUUUCUUUGCUGGAAAAGCAGGAAAGAGAGAUAGACUAUAAAGUUAAGUCAUUAGAUUCCAAGUAA